Messenger RNA from Durusdinium trenchii, 1992 nucleotides. The record is from the annotation of a GenBank genome assembly. Lineage: Eukaryota; Dinophyceae; Suessiales; Symbiodiniaceae.
AUGCGAAGUGGUCGAGCUCUCGCCGCCUUUGCCCUCCUUCUGUGCUGUGAGUGGCUUCGCCUUGGGCUUGACACCGUCGAGUUGGGCUUCGCGACGGUGUCGAAAAUCAUCCGAGCUCCUCCAGUGCCACGGCGCGGCUCUUUUCAGUCGGACUACGAAGGGGUCAGUUGGCAUCCACGGUUGGCUCUGUGGCAGGUUCAUAUUGAUGAUCCGGACACAAAAGAACCUUUGAGCCUUGGCCUGUUCCAUUCCGAGCGAGAGGCAGGUCAAGUCUACGAUUGUGCCAUGAUCGUGCUGCAGGCCCAAGCGGUGAAUUUUCGGAAACGCUACAGCCAGCGCGCCCUGCUGGACGCCGAGCGCUUGAUCUUCGACGACUGGAGCGCCCGGCCCUCGCGGCGCUUUCGCGGCGUCUAUCGGACGCGGACGUCGAAGGCUUGGAGGGCGGAGAUCGAGGACGAGGACGCCGCCGCCGAGGCGGUGGAUCGGUCGCUGCGCAGCACCCAGGCGGAGAAGGCCACGCAGCUGCGCUGGCUGAACCGGUGUGAAGACGCGGAUUAUUUCGAUGAGCUUUGGGAGGACGAACGGGCGCCUUCAGGCACUUCCUCAUGCUUUUUAGGCGUGACCUACCAUCAGCCUUCAGGGCAUUUCUUGGCACGGCUUGGGAGAAGGCAUUUGGGUCUCUACGAAGAAGAAGAUGAGGCGGCACGAGCCUUCGACAAGGCCCCCAAGGCCGACCCAAUUCUUUGGAACCGAAGUGUUGAAGUGAUCGUUUUGGGACGAGCUCAGCCCACCGCCGGCUACUGCGCGGCUGAGAAGGCUGAGGACGAUGUGGUGAUCUGCUGCGCCGUGCGGACGCCCUUGUGCAAGGCCAAGCGCGGAGCCUUCAAGGACACGGCACCGGAGCUCUUGCUGGCGGCAGUCUUCAAAGAGGUCGUGGCCCGGACCAAAGUGAAUCCCAAGGACAUCGGUGACAUUCAGAUCGGCAAUGUGCUUCAGCCGGGCGCCAGUGGUUUGACCUCCCGCAUGGGCCAGUUCAUCGCCGAGCUCCCCUAUGAGAUCCCCUUGAGCACAGUGAACCGCCAGUGCAGCAGCAGCUUGCAGGCCACCGCCACCAUCGCAGCCUUCAUCAAGUCUGGUGUCAUUGAUGUGGGCCUCGCGGGCGGUGUGGAGAACAUGAGCAUGUUCCCCAUGAUGGCCACCAUCGACAUCACCAAGCUCUCCAAGGAUGUCUUGGACUACCCGGAUGCCGAGGCCUGCUUGCUGCCCAUGGGCCUCACCAGCGAGAACGUGGCGGCCGCCUACGGCAUCCCGCGCGAUCGCCAGGACGCCAUGGCCGCCGACUCGCACCUCAAGGCUUUGGAAGCCCAGAAGAACGGUUGGUUCAAGGAGGAGAUCGUCCCUGUGACCAUUGAGAGCAAGCAGAAGGACGGCAGCGUGAAGAAGGUGGUGGUGGACAAGGACGAGGGCCCACGUGCGGGCACCACGCGUGAGAGCUUGGCCAAGCUGAAGCCAGCCUUCAAGGCGGGCGGCAGCACCACCGCAGGGAACAGCAGCCAGGUGACCGAUGGCGCCGCCAUGGUGCUCUUGGCCAGGCGCUCCGCGGCCAAGAAGUUGGGUUUGCCCAUCGUGGCGCGCUUCCGCUCCUUCGCCUGCGUGGGCGUGGAUCCCAAGCUCAUGGGCAUUGGCCCUGCCUUCGCCAUUCCUCCUGCACUUGAGAAGGCUGGUUUGAAGGUCGAGGACAUCGACGCCUACGAGAUCAACGAGGCUUUCGCGUCCCAGGCGACCAUGUCCAUUGACCACUUGAAGAUCCCCAUGGAGAAGGUGAACCCCAAGGGUGGCGCCAUCGCCCUGGGCCAUCCGCUGGGCGCCACCGGUGCCCGGCAGAUCGCCACGCUGCUGCCGGAGCUGAAGCGACAGAACAAGAAGUAUGGUGUGACCUCCAUGUGCCUGGGCAGUGGCAUGGGUGCAGCCUCCGUGAUUGAGUUGGAGUGA